Messenger RNA from Neogale vison (American mink), 746 nucleotides. RefSeq names its product NADH:ubiquinone oxidoreductase core subunit S8 (gene NDUFS8). NCBI's taxonomy places the organism in Eukaryota, Metazoa, Chordata, Mammalia, Carnivora, Mustelidae. The record is from RefSeq and is a predicted model, not a curated record. Gene Ontology annotation, cellular component: membrane. Bases 48 to 683 code for a protein of 211 amino acids. Gene Ontology annotation, biological process: mitochondrial respiratory chain complex I assembly; mitochondrial electron transport, NADH to ubiquinone. Gene Ontology annotation, molecular function: NADH dehydrogenase activity; 4 iron, 4 sulfur cluster binding. The transcript has 7 exons.
CUCUCGGCGGAAAGGCCGCUCGGCAAGGGAAGGAGCGACAGCGCUUCAUGAUGCGCUGCCUGAGUACACCCACGCUGCUUCGGGCUCUGGCCCAGGCUGCACGAGCAGGGCAACCCGCUGGCCGGAGCCUCCACGGCAGCACUGUGGUAGCAACCUACAAGUUCGUGAACAUGCAGGAACCCUCAAUGGACAUGAAGGCGGUGACCGACAGGGCGGCUCAGACCCUGCUGUGGACUGAGCUCAUCCGAGGCCUGGGCAUGACCCUGAGCUACCUGUUCCGGGAGCCUGCCACCAUCAACUACCCGUUCGAGAAGGGCCCACUGAGCCCUCGCUUUCGGGGAGAGCACGCGCUGCGCCGCUAUCCGUCGGGAGAGGAGCGCUGCAUUGCCUGUAAGCUUUGUGAAGCUGUCUGCCCCGCCCAGGCCAUCACCAUCGAGGCUGAGCCGCGGGCCGAUGGCAGCCGCCGGACCACGCGCUAUGACAUCGACAUGACCAAGUGUAUCUAUUGCGGCUUCUGCCAGGAGGCCUGCCCCGUGGACGCCAUCGUGGAGGGCCCCAACUUCGAGUUCUCCACUGAGACGCACGAGGAGCUCCUGUACAACAAGGAGAAGCUGCUGAGCAACGGGGACAAGUGGGAGGCCGAGAUUGCCGCCAACAUCCAGGCCGACUACCUCUACCGCUGAUGCCCCCCACCGCCCAGCUGGCCUGCAGCCCCCGCCACCCAAUAAAAGAGUUCUGCCCUCCUG